UUAUUAUAUACAUCUAGAUAACGUCACCUAGCCUAACUUUUAAUACAAUAUCCUUGACUCUACAGUUGAAAUAAAUUUUGUUGAAUGACCCGUCGAGCUAACAAGAUUCGUCGCAAAUCGUCGCAAGAUCUGCCCUCUAUUUAUUUACCCCGAAGAAGUUCUCGUUAUCUCGACGGUCGAACGGGAAAUGAUUUUUGAAAGAAGGUAAAGACGGAAAUCGCAAGCAAGCCGGGUAUCGCGAGGACCUGGGAAUAAUUUGCAUUAAAAAUUAUACGAGCCCACGACGGGGGUCGUACUUUGGAAAAACUCGAGCGGCUUAUCCAUAUUUGCACGUUGAUUGGCUCGGUGCGUCGGUCAAACGUAAUGCAAAUCUUGCAGUUAUUCCAACGUUACAGCGGCCCGGUGCACCGCGCCAUUUUACAAAUCUGGCCUUGCUCUACUCUAUAACAAAAUGUGACCUGGCCAAAUUUGUAACUUUAAUUCCUGUAAUAAAUGGAAGCUUUGGUGUAUAUACACAUUCUAAAGAAAUUAUCGCGAAAUUCGCUUGCAAUUACUCGAAUUUAUUAUUAACAACCCAACGACGUUAAUAUUUUAUUUUUCAUAAACGCGUUCUACUUUAUAUACAUUUAUGUUUCAAUGUCUUUAGACACUAUUUAUUCCAGCGCUCGAAACAAACAAACGGUUCCGGAAAUUUUCGUUAAAAGAACUUUUAUUUUUAGAACAACGUCCACUCAACCAAAAUACAUCCGAUGCAAUGCUCGAAUGCUACACUCCGCGCAGUCGAAACACGCCGUAGUCAAUCAGUAAUUCGUUACACCAACCAAUCCAGCAGCGAGACUUUCGGAUCUACUUUUCGUUUAAAUGUAAAGUUAUCUGGUUGAGCGCAACCAGAUUGCUGAAAUAACGCACACUAGCGAGGCGGUAAAUCGGUUUGGAAAAAGGGGGUCGCCGGAAACGAUUCGUACAAACGAACGAGUGGAUAGAUAAAGGGAAAGACGGGGUGGUGGGAAGGGUCGAGGAAAGUCCGACUCUGCGAGAUCCUCUAUGAUUCUUCGAAUGGAAGGCAUGGAACAAUCUCGUCACGGCUGGCGCGGAAGAAUCUUGGCAAUGCAGCACUCGAGGACCCGGGAAGUCGUUCUACCUGUUGGCCCGUUGAGCAUUUUGCAGUAUCAAAUUCAAAUUCCAGCGAUGGAAUUCGCCGACAGCGUGCGGGGUCGUUUCGAAGAUUCUUUUCGUUCGAGCGGACGUCGCGUGCCGCGUGUUCGCUAUUCGCGCCACGUGAGCUUCGCUAUGGACGGUUCCGUGAUUUCUCGCUGCGAUUUUAUUAAAAAAUGUUCGCUCAGCACUCGCAGCCAGCGAUGCGUGCCACUGUUUGGACGUUCCAAAGGUUUGUUAUAACGAGGACGUGCAGAGGAAACGCGCUGUUUUUGGGAGAAUAUAUUGCGCAACGAAUAUGGAAGGUGCUCGAUGCUCACGCCAGAGGAGAGAAUCAACCUUCACGCUGUAAUUAUGUUCUUAAUGUAUUCUCGAGCCAAUUUCGUUUCAUUUUUACUGGCUUUUGGUAUCUCAUCUUUGCUGUGAAUAAAUUGCUCGCGGUUAUUUAGAAUUUAAUAUUUUAUUUAAGUUCCAUGGUCCACAUUUGAUAACGGACUUUUAAAUCGAAUUUUACACUUGCGAUUGGUUUGUUUUUAAUAUUUGGCUGUAUGUAUGUUACCAUUGGAUAAUGCUUUCGAUUGUUCAAAUAAUAAAUACAUUGAUACUUAUUUAAAUUUAAUUUGGAAAAUCAAGUUUCUCAGGGUUGAGGCUGUUUUUUUUUUUAAGUGCUUUUUAGAAGAAUCUUCUGCAUGUCAAAUCUGCUUCUCCUACCAGAAAUGGAUUAGAGUGAACCUUGGCUAUAUUAAUCGUAACACAAUAUUUUAAAAACCUAUAUAUCUGGAAUGAUGAAUUCUGACUCUGUCGAUUCUGGUCAAGUACUUAACUUGUAUCCCUCAGGUCUGUCGAUGGUGUGGAAUGCCUGCUUUCCAUUACAUCUCGCCAGUAACGUACCAUCGUCCUAUUUCAUCCUCUCAAAAUAUUUUUUGAAUAAAACUCACCCAAGUUCUGCUAAUAAUUACACGAUGCGCAAACGGUUAAACGGUGUUUCAACAACUUAUCCCUCUUCGCGUUUAAGCUCGAUGUUAUCGAAAUCUACUUUCCACCUCGCAGUCAGUGCCAGUCGAACAUUUGCGCAAGUUAAUUCCGUUGGAGGUACGAUUCCGUAAUAUCGUAACUGUCGAAACUCUAAGCCGUCCGAGUUUAAUACGUUCGGUUGUCAAACUCGUAACUCGCUUAUUUCUAUGUGCGUCCGCCAGCGCUCGGUCUCUCAAAUAUCGCUGGAAUAAAUCCUGUAUCGUUUAGAAACCGAUCGUCGGGAUCAUCCGUGCGUAAGCUCUGUGUGCAUUUAGGAUUUCGGACUUGCGAACUUUCCGCGAAAAACAACAGGGACUCGUGGAAAUUCGAACUUUCCCCGACGAUUUACUAUCCGUAGGAUUAAUUCGUUCGCGCUCCCAAACUUGCAGAGGUUUUGGAAUAAAUUCCUGCUGGCGGAGAGUUAUUCCACUUGGUCGUUGUUACGUCGGUAAUUAUUUUCUUGGGAAGUUCCAUUCCAACGGAGAAUAAGAGGGGAAUCUAACGUCUUCUGGCGUGUUCGCUGCGGCGUAUUAUAUUUUGUCAAUUUAACCCUUUGCACUCGAGACCUUUUUUUCUGGUAUCUACCAGUAACUCGAAUUACUGAUAGUAGUUAAGUAGUUCCGAAUACCGUUAUACAUGUGACAGAGUAAUUGUGAUGGCAAUUAUUUAAUUGAUUGGUCAAAGUAAUCAUUACGUAAUGGUAAUUAAGAAUUUACAGCUCUGGUUUUAAGUAUUCAAUGAAGCUUCUUCGAAACGAAAUUAGAUAAAUCGAAAAAAAGAAUGCUCUUUCUACAGAAGAAUUGAACUCUAGCCUGCACAGUGCAAUUUCUGUACGUUAUCGUUGAGCUACCAUCUUACUUGGCCAAUAUUUAUGUAAAACCAUGACUUAAGAUGAUUACGAUGACGGAAUCAGUAUGCAAACCAUAACAGCACACGAACUGGAACCAGGGAACCAAGCGAGACAGGAAGGCGGCGAUCCGUGCUCCACGAGCAAAAGAGCCUCGACGAUAUCCUCGAGGCCUCGAAACUGAGAGGAUGGGUGAGAAACUGGCAAGCGGGGCGAUCGUGUUUCGACUUCGGGGGAUGAAUAUUUGUUCAACUCGGCCCUCCGAGGCCGUGAGCCGCUACGCUGGCUAUAAAUACUGCUUUGUAUGCAUGCUGGGUGAGCGGACGGCCAAGCACAGAUAAUGGGAAGGAAGGUCCCGAGAAGCUACUUUGUCUAGCUCCCCUCCACCCUUUCGACCAUCACCCCAUCCAGAGGACGAGAAUCUCGCUUAACGACACCAUCGCCGCCCAUAACGUUCAACCAGAGACGAGGGAGUAACUCGAGCGGGCAUUGGAUCGCGGGCAAAAACGCGGCUCGUAUGGAAUCAACGUUUAUUCAACGAUGUUCGCCGUUUGAGGAAGACCGGACGGUGAAACGAGUCUGAAACGAGGUCUUCUUUGAGAAUUAAUUCCGAGAGGAAUCCAGGGUGGCCAGCUCCCAGAUGCCGGGGGAUCACAAGGUGGGCGCGAUGACGAAGCUGGUGGAGGUCCUCGCUACCAUCGGGUCCGUUCUGUUGGUGCUUGUCACGUUUCCGUUCUCUUUGUGCUUCACGUUCAAGGUCGUGCAGGAGUACGAGAGGGCUGUGGUCUUCAGGAUGGGACGCUUGAAGGAGGGAGCUUAUGGACCAGGAACGUUCUUCGUGAUGCCCUGCGUGGACAGUUGCGUCCGUGUGGAUUUGAGGACGGUAUCCUUCGACGUCCCUCCGCAGGAAGUCCUCACCAAGGACUCCGUGACAGUGAGCGUCGAUGCGGUGGUCUACUACCGCAUAAAGGAGCCCCUGAACGCCGUCGUCAAGAUAGCAAAUUACAGUCACUCGACUCGACUGCUGGCUGCCAGCACGCUGAGAACAGUCCUCGGGACGAGGAGUUUGGCCGAGAUCCUGUCAGAGCGGGAGAACAUCUCGCACACCAUGCAGACGUCUUUGGACGAGGCCACGGAUCCUUGGGGUGUUAAGGUUGAACGCGUCGAAAUAAAGGACGUUCGACUUCCGGUGCAGCUGCAACGAGCCAUGGCCACGGAGGCGGAAGCUACACGGGAGGCACGAGCAAAAGUGAUUGCGGCGGAAGGAGAGAUGUUGGCUUCCCGUGCUCUGAAAGAGGCCAGCGACGUCAUUUCCAUGAGUCCAGCAGCCCUUCAGCAGCUUAGAUACCUGCAGACGCUGAGCAACAUAUCCGCGGAGAAGAACUCGACCAUCAUCUUUCCGCUGCCUGUGGAACUGCUAACGCCGUUCCUCAACGGCGGUUUCCGGGGGAACGUCAAUCAGAACGCGGAGCAGGGGGACGCAAAGUCGGUUAAAGUUCAGUGCGACGUUCACUCGAACCUCGACAAUCUUCGGGUGAUGACACAGUAAGAUAUCGAUCCUCGACUUAUCCUCUCUAUUUCGAAAUCCUAACAACAAGAAACUUUGAAAAACGCUGCCAACUCGCGAUAUUGCUCGACAUAUCAAUGGAAGGAAGCUUUCGCUCGCCUCGGUAGCGAUGAAACGAUGCGCGCGCGUCGAAAAGGAAAAAGAGGUCUCGAUCGUUGGACUUAAAAGCAAUUAUGGCGAUAUUCGAGUCGAGCGACUCGCAAUUGAUACCUCGUCCCGCGAUAAAUAAAGGUGGAUUGGGAGUCGUGGGAAAAGGAAUUUCGCCAACGUCGAACAACCACGUCAGAUUAAUUGCACGGCCUUUGAUCCAAUUCACUGGUAAGCAGAUAUACUUGAUCGGAAACCGAUACGCGUGUAUCCGUGCUCGUCGCCGUUCACUGCUCGUCAAAGCGCCCAAUCCUUUGACCUAAUUGCAUUUUCGUACCGUGCAAACGGACCCGUUUCUGAGUAAUUUCAAGCCGUUCGCCGAAUUUUCACGCGGCUGAUAAAUGAACGCCGGAUACGUUCCACUAUUUCUCUAACAAAUCGUCGCUUCGCUUCGCUUCUAAUCCCUGCGUAAAGGAGUCAAAUAAAUGUCCUCUCAAAAAUCCUCGCUCUUAGAAUUUCUUAAUUCAUCUAUCAUUCGAAAGGAUACAAGAAACGUGUUUCGUUUCCUUCUUCGGAGCUUCUUUAAUUCGUACGAAUGACCCGUUAAUUUUGUUCUAGAUUCACAUAGAGUUUAAUUCAAGCUGUCUAAUUAAACGCAGAGGAAGACAACUUCCUCUCGACAUCGUUUGAACGUUCUCGCGGUCGGGUCUAGUCGAGAUUCUUGCACGAACGAGCGAGUUAGCAGCCCGCGGUGCGUAAAUAAAUACCAUCGUAGGAAUUCGGACGUGCGUGCGGGUACUUGGUCGACUCGAGUCGAGCUUUCGUAUCACGUUCGGAGCGAAACAGCGUGCCAUGAAAGUACAGGAAACUUCGAGUUCAGAAAGAGUGAAACGUACGUGCCACGUCGACGACGUCGUCUUCGCGACGCGGUGGAAGUUACGUCAGCUUAAUGGCGACAAGAGACACGGCAUCUUUACAGAAUAUAUAUAUAUAUUUUUUUUUUUUUUUUUUUUUUUUUUUUAGUACCACACACUUAUACUGUGCACAAAAUACGUAGAUUUUACUUGUUUAUUACUGGACUGCGGAUUUUAUGCA
Molecule: messenger RNA, 5765 nt
Organism: Hylaeus anthracinus
Lineage: Eukaryota; Metazoa; Arthropoda; Insecta; Hymenoptera; Colletidae
Product: band 7 protein AGAP004871-like
Exons: 8
Coding region: 3657-4565 (302 amino acids)
Cellular component (GO): plasma membrane
Source: RefSeq, a predicted model, not a curated record